Molecule: messenger RNA, 1990 nt
Organism: Acomys russatus (golden spiny mouse)
Lineage: Eukaryota; Metazoa; Chordata; Mammalia; Rodentia; Muridae
Gene: Pah
Product: phenylalanine hydroxylase
Exons: 13
Coding region: 73-1434 (453 amino acids)
Biological process (GO): L-phenylalanine catabolic process; L-tyrosine biosynthetic process
Molecular function (GO): iron ion binding; phenylalanine 4-monooxygenase activity
Source: RefSeq, a predicted model, not a curated record
CAUCAGCCCCACGUCCUGAGUACAAGCCUUUCCGAACCUGCUGCCAAAGAGCUAGAGACCUCACUCACAGGCAUGGCAGCUGUGAUCCCGGAGAACCGACUCCUGAGCAGAAAAUUCUCAGACUUUGGGCAGGAAACAAGUUAUAUUGAAGACAACUCCAAUCAAAAUGGUGCCGUAUCACUGAUAUUCUCACUCAAAGAGGAAGUGGGAGCUCUAGCCAAGGUCCUGCGCUUAUUUGAGGAGAACGAUAUCAACCUGACGCACAUUGAAUCCAGACCAUCUCGUUUAAACAAAGACGAGUAUGAGUUUUUCACCUAUCUGGAUAAACGUAGCAUGCCUGCCCUGGGCAGCAUCAUCAAGAGCCUGAGGCAUGACAUUGGUGCCACUGUCCACGAGCUUUCCAGAGACAAGGAAAAGGACACAGUGCCCUGGUUCCCAAGGACCAUUCAAGAGCUGGACAGAUUUGCCAAUCAGAUUCUCAGCUAUGGAGCCGAGUUGGAUGCAGACCACCCAGGCUUUAAGGACCCUGUGUACCGGGCACGACGAAAGCAGUUUGCUGACAUUGCCUACAAUUACCGCCAUGGGCAGCCCAUCCCUCGGGUGGAGUACACCGAGGAGGAGAAGAACACCUGGGGAAUGGUGUUCAGGACCCUAAAGGCCUUGUACAAAACACACGCCUGCUACGAGCACAACCACAUCUUCCCACUUCUGGAAAAGUACUGCGGUUUCCGUGAAGACAACAUUCCCCAGCUGGAAGACGUUUCUCAGUUUCUGCAGACUUGUACUGGCUUCCGCCUCCGACCUGUUGCUGGUUUACUGUCCUCUCGAGAUUUCUUAGGUGGCCUGGCCUUCCGAGUCUUCCACUGUACACAGUACAUUAGGCAUGGAUCUAAGCCCAUGUACACACCUGAGCCUGACAUCUGCCAUGAGCUGUUGGGACAUGUGCCCUUAUUUUCAGAUCGCAGCUUUGCCCAGUUUUCUCAGGAAAUUGGGCUCGCUUCUCUGGGGGCACCUGAUGAGUACAUCGAGAAACUAGCCACAAUCUACUGGUUUACUGUGGAGUUUGGGCUCUGCAAGGAAGGAGAUUCCAUAAAGGCAUAUGGUGCUGGCCUCCUGUCAUCCUUUGGAGAGCUACAGUACUGCUUAUCAGAUAAGCCAAAGCUCCUGCCCCUGGAGCUGGAGAAGACAGCCUGCCAGGAGUACAACGUCACAGAGUUCCAGCCCCUGUACUACGUGGCCGAGAGCUUCAAUGAUGCCAAGGAGAAAGUGAGGGCUUUUGCUGCCACAAUCCCUCGUCCCUUCUCGGUUCGCUAUGAUCCCUAUACCCAAAGGGUUGAGGUCCUGGACAACACUCAGCAGUUGAAGAUUUUGGCCGACUCCAUCAAUAGUGAGGUUGGAAUCCUUUGCGGUGCCUUACAGAAGAUAAAGUCAUGAACAGAAAGUGAUGUCAUGGGCAGAAGUUGGGAGGUCAACCAAAAAUCUGUUGAUAGAAAUAAUAAUAACUGCCUCUUUCCUCCGAAGACAAAAGCUUUAGUUUGAAAUGUCAGCCGUUAUUACUUUUUCUAACACGCUGUAACAUCACCCAAUGAAUAAAAGCUCUCUGAAAUGAAAGUAUAUUACCCCCACAGUGAUAGCUCUUUCAGAGUCAUGUUUGAUUUAAACAUCUCAUACCUUCAAUUUAGUUCAAAUGUAAUUUCUCACCUCUCAUUAACAUUGAUCAGAUUUGUGACCCGUAAUCAUUCAGGCUUCAUCAACUCAUUUUUACCUUCCAGGCAAGCCCUAAUGGAAUACAUAUGGCUAAGCGUAAACCAUAACUCAUCAGGAAUGGAUUGUUCAGUUCAGUACAGAUCUUAAUCUACAAAUCUUUGGUUCUACUUUCAUUCACUAUGGCUCUGAGGACUGCUUUGCUAUCCUGCCUGCGUAAAUCUCCUCUGAUUUGAGACUCUAUCCAGAGAGUUACAAGCAAUAAAGCUUAAGAGCAUAUAUAAAA